Pyricularia oryzae 70-15 is the source of this 1581-nucleotide messenger RNA. RefSeq lists its product as uncharacterized. The transcript is spliced from 2 exons. Gene Ontology annotation, molecular function: oxidoreductase activity. The record is from RefSeq and is a predicted model, not a curated record. NCBI's taxonomy places the organism in Eukaryota, Fungi, Ascomycota, Sordariomycetes, Magnaporthales, Pyriculariaceae. Bases 1 to 1581 code for a protein of 526 amino acids. Gene Ontology annotation, cellular component: cytoplasm.
AUGGGCUCGGUCCUUUCCCUGGCCUCGGGCGCAAUCGCAGGGCUUCGCACGCUGCUGGACCCACUCGUCCAGUUCAGAAAGGCGCUCGAGCGCGCCGCCAACUCCCCGGGACUCCCCGUGCCCUCGCCCACCACGCCCCGCUGGACACGAGACCCACCCCAUCCGCACCUGGCCAGGCAGCAGUCGUCAGAGCUGCCGAGCACGGUAGACGUCGCCAUCAUCGGCUCGGGCAUCACCGGAGCGGCCGUCGCCUGGUCCCUCGUGCAGGAUGAGGGGGCGGGGUUCGGCAGCGUCGCCGUCCUCGAGGCGAGGGAUCUCUGUGGCGGCGCCACCUCCCGCAACGGGGGCCACAUCAAGGCGUCGCCCUGGGAGCUUUAUCCGCGCCUUGCCGAGCGGUUCGGCCACGAGAGGGCGGCGGCCUUGACCAGGUUCCAAAGGAGGCAUCUCGACGUUCUUGUCGACCUUUGCAGUGCGCGGGGGAUUGACGUGGCUCACGUUGAGGAGGUGGAAACGGUGGAUUUGUUUCUAGACGAGAGUUCUUUUGAUGAUGCUGUCAAAAAGGUUGCCGAAACCAGGUCGAAGCUGCCCGAGGAAGAGGCCGAGGUUUGGCAACGGAACGAGGCACAGGAGAAAUUCGGCGUCGGUCCAACCGUACAUGGCGCCGUCUCCUACAAAGCCGGCGUCAUCUGGCCCUACCGCUUCGUAACCAGCAUAUGGCAACAGCUCUUGUCCAAACACCCCGAGGUCCUUUCCAUAGAAACACACACUCCGGUGGAGGCCAUCACCGUCGACGACCCGCAAGCCCCGCCAAGCCACCCCUUUGCCGUCCAGACGCCCCGCGGCGUCUUGCACGCGCGCAACGUCGUGCACGCCAGCGGCGGCCACGUGUCGCACCUGGUGCCCGGGCUGCGGGGCAAAGUCACGCCGGCCAAGGCGCACAUGUCGGCGCAGCGGCCCGGCGACCUGUUCCCCGCGCGCCACGGCCGCCACCGCUCGUGGUCCGUCAUCUACGGCACCGGCUUCGACUACGUCACCCAGCUGCCGCCCGAGCAUGGCGACGCACCGCACCGGGGCGACCUGAUGCUGGGCGGAGGGUUUUUCCGUUCGUCGAAACACGGCACCGACAUGCUCGGCGUCGCGGACGACGGGGCGCCGCUCGACGGCCUGACGCUCGCGCACGUGGCUGGUGUUUUCCCCGCAGUGUUUGCGCCGAACUGGGGCGUCGGCGGCGGCUUGAAGGAGGCGUGGUCGGGCAUCUUGGAUUUCACGGGGGAUCUUUUGCCGCUGGUUGGGAAGCUAGACGCAAAGACUACGGGCAGGACGGUCAAAAACAAGCAGGGCUCUGAUGGAAAGCCCGGUGCGGAGUGGGUCGCGGCUGGGUUUUCGGGCGAAGGAAUGGUUUGGUGUUGGUUGUCGGGCAUGGCGCUCGGCAUCAAACUGAGCGGCCGCGACGAGCAGGAGUUGGACCCAGCCCCUGGACGGCCGGGCGGGCGGCUGCGGGACUGGUUUCCUGACGAGCUUUGGGUGUCGCAGGCUAGAUUAAAAAGUGCCCACGUGAGCAACCUUGCGAACGAAGUAUGA